Heterocephalus glaber (naked mole-rat) is the source of this 2277-nucleotide messenger RNA. RefSeq names its product solute carrier family 5 member 10 (gene Slc5a10). The record is from RefSeq and is a predicted model, not a curated record. Gene Ontology annotation, biological process: transmembrane transport. Gene Ontology annotation, molecular function: D-glucose:sodium symporter activity. Gene Ontology annotation, cellular component: plasma membrane. NCBI's taxonomy places the organism in Eukaryota, Metazoa, Chordata, Mammalia, Rodentia, Bathyergidae.
GAAAGCCUUUUCUGACCUGGUUGUCCUCAGACACUCAGGCUCAGAGCUGGUGACUGCUGCAGGAUAAUGGCUUACAACUCCACUGGGGACCUCCAUGCUCCAGGACCGCAGCUGAGUGUGACUGACAUUGUUGUCAUCGCUAUCUAUUUUGCCCUGAACGUGGCGGUGGGCAUAUGGUCUUCUUGUCGAGCCAGCAGGAAUACAGUGAGUGGCUACUUCCUGGCAGGCCGGGACAUGACGUGGUGGCCGAUUGGAGCCUCCCUCUUUGCAAGCAGUGAGGGCUCUGGCCUCUUUGUUGGAUUGGCUGGCUCAGGUGCAGCUGGAGGCCUGGCUGUGGCAGGCUUUGAAUGGAAUGCCACAUAUGUUCUCCUGGCACUGGCAUGGGUGUUUGUGCCCAUUUACAUCUCCUCAGAGAUUGUCACCUUGCCUGAAUACAUUCAGAAGCGCUUUGGAGGCCAGCGCAUCCGCAUAUAUCUAUCCGUCCUCUCCCUGCUGCUGUCUGUCUUUACCAAGAUAUCGAUUGACCUGUACGCCGGGGCACUCUUUGUGCACAUCUGCCUGGGAUGGAACUUUUACCUCUCCACCAUCCUCACACUCUUCAUCACAGCUUUGUACACAAUCGCAGGGGGCCUGGCCACUGUGAUCUACACAGAUGCCCUGCAGACAGUCAUCAUGGUGGUGGGAGCUGUCAUCCUGGCCAUCAAAGCUUUUGACCAGAUUGGUGGUUACGGACAGCUAGAAGCAGUGUAUGCCCGGGCCGUACCCUCCAGGACCGUUGCCAACACCACCUGCCACCUGCCACGUGCAGACGCCAUGCACAUGUUUCGGAAUCCCCAAACAGGGGACCUCCCAUGGACCGGAAUGACCUUCGGCCUAACCAUCAUGGCCACCUGGUACUGGUGCACGGACCAGGUCAUCGUGCAGCGGUCACUGUCUGCCCGGAACCUGAACCAUGCCAAGGCAGGAUCCAUCCUUGCCAGCUACCUCAAGAUGCUGCCCAUGGGUCUGAUGAUCAUGCCAGGCAUGAUCAGCCGUGCACUAUUUCCAGAUGAUGUGGGCUGCGUGGUGCCGUCCGAGUGCCUGCGGGCCUGUGGAGCCAAGAUCGGCUGCUCCAACAUAGCCUACCCCAAGCUGGUCAUGGAGCUGAUGCCCAAUGAUGCAGCAGUCCUACUGGCCUGUUACGGUGGUCUUCGAGGGCUGAUGAUCGCAGUGAUGAUGGCCGCCCUCAUGUCAUCACUGACCUCCAUCUUUAACAGCAGCAGUACACUCUUCACUAUGGACAUCUGGAGGAGGCUUCGGACCCGUGCUGGCGAGAGGGAGCUGCUGCUAGUGGGAAGGUUGGUCAUUGUGGUCCUCAUUGGUGUGAGCGUGGCAUGGAUCCCCAUCCUGCAGGGCUCCAACGGUGGACAACUUUUCAUCUACAUGCAGUCUGUGACCAGCUCCUUGGCCCCCCCAGUGACCGCAGUCUUCAUCCUGGGCAUCUUCUGGCGGCGUGCCAAUGAACAGGUGGACAAGCAGGAGCUCUCCACCUCCUCCUGCAGACAUGCCCUUGCCCUGGUCUCUUCAGACCUUCCCCUAAUGCCUCCUGAGGGGAAUGGGGGGCCAGUCUUUCUCCUACAGCCCACAGCUAGCCUCCUUCCUCCCCAGGGGGCCUUCUGGGGCCUGAUGGCAGGGCUGGUGGUAGGUGCCACCAGGCUAGUCCUGGAAUUCCUGCACCCAGCUCCUCCCUGCGGUGAUCCGGACAUCCGGCCAGCCAUCCUCCGAGGCAUCCACUACCUGCACUUUGCUAUUGCCCUCUUUGUGCUCACAGUUGCUGUUGUGACAGCUGGAAGCCUGCUAACUGCACCCCCCCAGCACGUUGAGAUUUCGAAUCUUACCUGGUGGACACUGGCUCGGGACCUGUCCCUGGGAGCCAAAGCAGGUGACAGCCAGACACCCCAGAAACGCCUUUUCUGGGCUCGUGUGUGUGGCUUCAAUGCUGUCCUCCUCAUGUGUGUCAACAUCUUCUUCUACGCCUACUUUGCCUGAUGCUGCCACUCUGGGCAGGAAGGAAGGAGCUCGGAGUCCUUAGGCCACGCCUUUUUCUUAGAGUGGACACUGGGGCCCAGAGAAGGCCUGACUCCCCUCACAGCCACAGAGCUGGUUGGUGCCCAUUGACUGGCUGAGCCAGCAAAGAAACCCUAGAAAAUUAGGAGGGAAAAAGAACAUGCUACUUCAAAAUUGCCAUCAAAAUAAUCAUAAUUCAGAAGAAAAUGAGAUUUCUGAUGGACAUCCUCA